AUGAUGACUGGAGGCUUGUCUCGGGCCAGAUCUGCCACACCAGAAAUCCAGGAGAUUGCUGACAAGGUCAGGUCACUGCUUGAAGAGAAAACCAAUGAGAAAUAUGAAAAGUUCAAAGUCGUCAAGUAUAAAUCUCAAGUCUUCCAAAGACGAAAUUACUUCAUUAAGAUGGAUGUUGGUGCUGGUUGUUUCCCCCACAUAAAGGUCUUCAGAAGGAUUUCUGGAGAAAAUGUUUUGGAACUUAGUGGUUACCCGACCCCCCCCAAAAAAAUAAAAACCCAAGAAUGA
Molecule: messenger RNA, 288 nt
Organism: Mus caroli (Ryukyu mouse)
Lineage: Eukaryota; Metazoa; Chordata; Mammalia; Rodentia; Muridae
Source: RefSeq, a predicted model, not a curated record